This is a messenger RNA of Pomacea canaliculata, 5200 nucleotides long. RefSeq names its product coiled-coil domain-containing protein 141-like. The transcript has 29 exons. Gene Ontology annotation, molecular function: cysteine-type endopeptidase activity; guanyl-nucleotide exchange factor activity; protein binding. Gene Ontology annotation, biological process: proteolysis; axon guidance. Lineage: Eukaryota; Metazoa; Mollusca; Gastropoda; Architaenioglossa; Ampullariidae. Gene Ontology annotation, cellular component: cytoplasm; plasma membrane. The record is from RefSeq and is a predicted model, not a curated record. Bases 583 to 5010 code for a protein of 1475 amino acids.
CUCUUGGACACAGUCUUUCUGGAGGGAAGACAGGCGGUUAAAAUGUUUUGUAACAAGUUUAUCCCCUCUGUCCGAGUGGCUUGAGUCAGAAGUUUCCACAAUUAGAAAGCGCAAAGACUAGAGAAAAAGCGAUGCGCAAAACGGAUUUGUCCAGUCAGAAAAUAGUUCGGAGCCUUACACGAAGAUGCAUGGAACCUGCAACCCCCCCGGAAGAUGGACGUGGCCCUAAAGUACAGUUUCCAUAGAGUUUAUAUGCCAAGCUGACUGCUUACCGGUGUUCAGUUAGAAGUGUUGUUUAGAGCCGUGUAUUUUGUAGCUGCAUGCAUGCCUUAUGUACCCAAUGGUCAUCACGCCAGCCAACCACCAUUGCAACCAAAGUGCAUUACUGCUCGAUUGCUUGACUUUCUAUCACACAAUAUUGUCCUAUGUGUAACACACUGAGAGCGCAGCCACCAAGAUGUCGAGACAGUUCUCAGAUUCUAGGGAGCUCUACGAGUUUCCCCCUUCAACCACCACCAUCAGUACCGUGGCGGUACAGGCAGGCCGAGCUAAGGUGGUGCUUGCCGUUCUCAGAAGUGCAGAAUGGAUACGUGUUCGCGUGCACCAGAUGGAGCCCGAUCUUAUGGAUGUGGGAUCCAAUCUGGAAGAGGCUCUUCAGCUUCAGCACGAGCACCAGAGCUUCUGUUCAGAUUGAAGUCAAAAGAAGGGGAAGUCUUGGAACUACUGCGUCGUGCAGAUGUAUACGCAGAUGAAAACCGCUCUCAGACAGAUGUACAUGGGGCAAUGGCUGACACAUUGGCUGAGGCCUGGCGAGACCUUAAUGACAAGCUGCAGUACAGAAGCAAGUUGCUGGAACAGAGUGUUACAUUCCAUCAGAGUGCACAAGAUUUGUCAUCCAAACUGGAACAAGCCCAGGGCAAUUUCAUUGGCGUUCCUCUUGCCUCUGAUGUUGAUUCCGCUCGUAGACUUCUGCAGCAGCAUAAUGACAUGAAACAAACCAUUCUUGAGUCCUCCAAAUUCACUCUUGACCUGGGGCAGUCUCUUCUUGACCAAAUCAAGGAGAUGGGUAUGCAUGCGGACAUACAAAAUCGCCAUGCCACUACUGCAGCCUGUUAUGGUAUUGAACACCUACUAGAACUGCUACAUGACAAAAGAAGACACCUGGAAGAACUUUGGACCCAAAGGAAGAUCCAACUCGAACAAUGUCUACACUUAUGCCAGUUAGAUCAAGAAGUUAACAAGAUCCUGGAAUGGUUCCGCACUGUUGGGACCUCAUACCUAACUCGCACAGAGCUCGGAACAUCCUAUAAUGAUUCCAAGCGCAUCCAGGAAGAGCACAGUCAAUUUGAAGCUGAGGCUAGAGAGAUCCAGGAGAAUAUGCUUCGACUUCUCCGUACUGCUGAUAGUCUGUUAAGACGAACAAAUAUUGAUGCAGAAGGAAUUCGUCAGCGCCUCAUGCUCGUUGACCAAGAGUGUGAAAACUUCAUGAUCAAACUGGACAACAGAAGGAAGAAUAUCUUCAUGGCUGUAUCUUUCUUCAACCUUGCAGAAACGGCUCUAAAUAAGCUGGAUCAGGUAGAAGUCCAACUCAACAACAUGGACUUGCCAAGGAACAGUGCAGAGCUGGCGGAGCGACAUUCCCAGUUGUCUAACGCCAUCGUGGAUGUAUCCACUGAAGCCAUACACGAGGGUCGGCUGCUACUAGAGAGGGUCAGUAGCGUCGACCCUGGGGCUGAUGGUGUGAGACGCAAGUUGGAUGAGCUCCACAGUCGCUGCACACACCUUGAGUCACUUUGCAAGGCUCGACGGGCAGAGGCGUGGCAGAGAAGUCAGGCCUAUCUCCACUUCCAAGAAAACUACAAUAGCCUGUCUACUUGGCUUAGUCAGAUAGGCCAUUCAAUGCUUGCCCGCCACUCCAGCAUGGGAACAAGCCUUGCUAGUGCCAAGGACUUUCUUGAAGUACAUGAGCAACUAGACGAAGAUAUCAGGGAUAAGAAUGCGGAUCUUGAAGCGCUCUCAUCAGCCGCCAUGGCGCUGGUCAAGUCAGGGGACCAGGAGGCCAAGAAUGCUGCUGAGAGGGCUGACGCUCUGCACAAGCAGUUUACCAGACUGCAACGCAUCGUUGAGACCCGCAUUCAGCUUGCCUUGAUAUACGUCUCUUUCCUAAAACUUGUGCAGCAGCUGUCCACAAGCUUGGACAGCUUGCAGCAUAUUAUACGCUCCGAGACUGAGGACCUUCAGGACCUCACAGACACUGCUCUGCAGCAAGUACAGACCAUGUACACUCAGACGGAGCAACUUUUCGCGGAGUUUAAUGCAAAGGGAAAACUUUUCCUGCAGAACUCCUCCACGAUCGCAGAUGACUCACGGCUGGAGGUUCGAACAGCCAUCAGUUUGGUAGAGUCAUCUCUCACUGAAUAUGGUCAGCGCAUGACAUCGCUGACACAGUAUUGGGAGGCAUGGCAGCAGCAUGUUAUUUCAAGCAAGCAGUUCAAGUCACAGUGGCACCAGUUUAUUCAGGAUGCCAGACGGACAAUUGACCAUGUAAUGAAGAUUGAGCGGGAGUUUUUCCUGCCCUACAUUGCUGGUAACCUGGGCAACUCACUGCAGAAGGCACAAGAGUUGCAGAGAAAGCUGACAGAAUUCAUUCCCAUUGCCAAGAAAGCCCAAGAAGACAUCGAAGAGCAUUUGAAAACAGCAGAGCUGCUGUCUCUAAAAGGCGACACAAGAGGUCAAAAGGAACAAAUUGUUAAUGAAUUGAUUCGUGUGCAUCAACGCUUCCAAGCUCGCAUGAAUGAAUACCAGAUUCUUAUCAAGAUGACCAUCCAGUUCUUCAAGAAUGUCAGCCAGCUGGACGAGUUGAUAGAGAAGACAGAGAGAGAGUAUAUGCAGUCACAGCUGCCAACUGACCUGUCUCAAGCUGAGUCCAUGCUGGAAGAGCAUAAGCGAAAGAAGACAGAAGUUUCACAUUUUAUCAACUACACUGCAGAAGAAGGAGACAAGAUUGUUCGCCGUGUUCGUCAGCAGGAUGCAGAGGCAGCAGCACGAGAAGACGUCCAGCAAGUCUUGGAUGUUAUGACAGAGUAUAGGCGCCGGUGGGACUCCACUUGGGAGGAGCAGGAACGGCGCCUGAGGCAGAAUCUUCAAAUCUGCCAGUUCCACUAUGACCUCAGACAGAUCCAUUCUGAAAUCGAUGAGUUGCAUCAGCAUUUGCAGGCUAGGCGAGGAAGUUAUGGAAACUCCCUGCCAGCAGCAAAGAUGACUGCUCAGGCUUUCAAUCAGUUUGAAAAGACUGUUGAGCUGAUUGAGAGAAAGAUAAAAGAUUUCAUCAGCACAGCAGAACUCAUGGUGCAAGAUAAACACUAUGAUUCAGAAAACAUCCACAGAGAAAUUGAUGUGCUGAAGAAGAAAUGGAGUACAUUCCACACAAGCGUGCGAGAUUAUCGCACACAACUAAAUACAUCUGUUCUAUACUUCACUCUUAUUGAAGAGUGUGAAAUAUGGAUGCGGGAGGGAAGCCAGCUGCUGAUCAACAUUGGGCGGCGUGCACCUGAGUGCCGUGCACCACAGGAUGCUGCAGAUCUUAUUCAGAGCUUGGAACGCUUUGUGGAGCAAGGGAAGCCCCUUCAAGAGCAGCGCCUUCAGAAAAUCUCAGAACUUUCUCUGCAGCUGUAUGGUGAUCAAGGUGCCAACAAGGUUCGGCCGCUCAUUAUCCAGUAUCAAGACAUCAUGCAGUCCUUUGAACAAGCGGAUAAUGAAUUGUCCCUACUCAAAGAAAAUCUAGAGGGAAAGCAGGCUCCACCCAUAGAAGAAACUAUGGACAGACAAACAGCAGCAGCAGCUGCUGCACCUCGGGCUCAGCCCAAGCCACCUCGCAUCACACAGCACCUGAAAAAUGCUGAAGUUGUGGAGGGUGUGAAAUUCACCUUUGAGUGCCGGGUGGAAAGUGAGACAGUUCCUGAGGUGCGCUGGUUCAAGGACAACUUGCCACUUAACAGCCCAGACUAUGAGACUCAUUAUGAUCGGGGUCUAGCUACUCUGACCAUUGAGGAAACCUUUUCUGAAGACACAGCCCGCUACACUUGCCGGUUCACAAGCCAAUCAGGCAUGGCAGAGUCAUCAGCUUAUCUUACAGUUAGGGAAACCCAUCAGCAGAUUGUAGCUCCAGAGUUUACAAAGAAUAUCAAGUCUGUGGAAGUGGUUGAGGGAGCACCACUUGUGAUGGAAUGCCAUGUGGUGGGCAUCCCCUCACCGGCAGUGUCUUGGUACAAGGAUGAAAUCAACAUUGACAACUCACCAGACUAUAUAAUUACUAAAAUCAAUGGGUCGUGCUGCUUGAAAGUACGUCAGGUGGGGUUGCACCAUGCUGCCAGGUACACCUGUCGUGCAGUCAACCCUGGUGGUGAAGCUUCAUCCUCAGCUAGGAUCACUGUGAUCUCAAUGCGACCACCAGUGUUCCAGCAGCCUCUGCAUGACAUCACAGCACCAGAAGGUAAAAGUGUUCACUUUGAGGUGCGAUUCACAGGUUCACCAGCACCAGAUGUGGCUUGGUUCCGUGGACCCAAACGCAUUCUUCCAAGUGCCACAUACAAGAUCACCAUUGAAGCCAACUUUUCUUCACUGGAUAUCAGAGAGGCCUAUGCUGAAGAUUCUGACACUUACACAGUAAUAAUCAAGAACAUGGGUGGGGAGGUCCGCUCCUCUUGCAAGCUCACAAUUGAAUCAGUGUUCUCCAGCCCUGUGGAAGACUUGUCACAGGUGUCCACAGAUGUUGAGCCUCAGCGGCCCAUGUUCACUCAGCUCUUGUCACCAACAAAAGAUGUACCCGAGGGUGCUCGUGUACGCCUUGAUUGUGUGCUUGUGGGACAUCCAGAACCUGAGGUUAUCUGGUUGAAAAAUGAAAAGCCAGUCAAAGAAUCUCAAGACAUCCAGCUGCUCUUUGAAGGUGACCAUUGCACACUUGUAUCCGUGAAGCAGUGGGCCAGGACAGUGGAACUUACAAGGUCAUAGCUCGCAAUCCUCAUGGUGCUGCUGAGAGUACCUGCAAGCUGCAUGUGGAGCCGGUCAGUGAAAUGAGUGAUGCAUCAGUGGGUGAGAUGAUGGCACCCAAGUUCACACAGCCACUGAAAGAUUUGACUAUCAAGUCUGGUCAACGUGUAUGUCUACAGUGCAGGGUGUCAGGCCAUCCUAUGCCUGAAGU